This is a messenger RNA of Drosophila serrata, 3321 nucleotides long. RefSeq lists its product as uncharacterized. The record is from RefSeq and is a predicted model, not a curated record. NCBI's taxonomy places the organism in Eukaryota, Metazoa, Arthropoda, Insecta, Diptera, Drosophilidae.
AUGGAUACAUCAUCAGCAGUCUUCCAGUCGAGCUUCUCCAUACGCUCCCUGCUUGGAGGAGUCAAGAAGGAUGAGUCCACGCCAUAUCCGCCAUUAAGUCCAAGUGGUUCCGGCUCCAGCUCCAAUUCGAGUCCCAGCUCCAGCUCCAAUUCGAGUCCCAGCUCCAGCUCCAACUCAAGUCCCGUAUCCAAGCCCGCCUUUACAUACAGCGCCCUCAUUGUGAUGGCCAUCCGGAGUAGUCCAGAGAAGCGACUAACCCUGAGUGGUAUUUGUAAAUGGAUUGCUGACAACUUUGCCUACUAUCAAAGCCAUAAGAGUGUCUGGCAGAAUUCCAUUAGGCAUAACCUCAGCUUAAAUCCCUGCUUUGUUCGAGUGCCCCGAGCCCUCGAUGAUCCCGGUAGAGGUCACUAUUGGGCUUUAGAUCCUUAUGCAGAGGAUCUAACCAUUGGUGAGACAACGGGACGUCUGCGUCGUGGUCAUAGUGGAGCCCAGCAUCUUGCAACACGAUCAGGUGUUAAAGCAUCGACGGCAUUGAAGCAUCCCAUUGCAUUGCUGCAUCCCAUGUAUCCCAGCAUCCAGGCACCGUUCGAGUUCCAGUUAUGGCCACACCCCGAGGAGGAGCAAGAGAAGCCAUCCGAGGAGCUUCAUCCCGCUGAGAUCAAGGCCAAGAAAUCCGUCAGUUUCAAUCCCAACGACGAGAAGAUUCGUAAAUUCACCACUGGUGAGCCCAUCGUUGACCAAAAGAAUCCCUUUCGUAAUGGUCAGGUGGCCAACGGACGGGAGAAGAAGACACCGCCUCCGGUGCCCGCCAAGCGUUCCACAUUGAGUGUCCGGAAGACGGUGACCCAGCAGCUAAGGGAGCGAGAGCGAGAGCGUGAAAAGGAGCGGGAGCAGCAGAAGAACGAGGCCAACUCACGCCGGAGCAGAGCCACCAAGAACUCGGCUCCAUCGACGCCCGGCGAGGACUAUGUGACCACCGAGGAGGUGCUAAAGCAAUCCAAAUAUGUCAAGACAUACAUCAAGAAUCCCGAUGCAUAUUUUGUCUACGAUCCCACGGUGCUGGCGAGGAUUAAGUUCGAGGAGCUGCAGGAGAUAGCCGGGAAGCUGCCCAAACGUAAGCAGGCAGCCAAGGAUCCGCGUGCCGGAACGAAGCAACCACGUGUCAAUCACCACAAUCAAAACACAAAUCCAAAUCCUUCCUCGAAGCUUGCCUUCAAGAAGUGCUCCAAACCCAACUAUCCAGAGUUGGCCAAUCUAAAGAUACGCACUGGAAUCUCCGAACCGGAUACCGAAGGCGCUCUCUUCCUUAACCCCGACGAGGUGACCAAGAACGCGAGGAAGUUCGACGAGCGGGUGAAGAAGCUACAAAUCAGUUCGGAUGAUGAUCUGGAUGAGAUUGACGGGCCGCUGACCAAAAGCGAGUCCAGUGACGAGCUGUCCCACAGUCCAGUGAAGCCGGUGAAGUCAGCAAUGAGUGGAGGAGCUACCACUGGUGGUUCCGGUGAGGAGUCACCGCCCUUGGUGGGCACUUUUACCAACACCAUUAGUUCUGACGAAUUUCAGGCCUAUUUGGAUCGCAAGGGACUGGCGUUGAUGCCGCGACGGGAUCUCUCAACGCCCACACUGUCGGCCACGCCCAGGGCUACACCCACAGUCACACCCACAUCUACGUCCACCACAUCGCCACCUUUGAGGACAGCGGAGGAGAGACGCCAGCAAGUGGCCGAGUCCCUGGCAGCGCUACGUAAGAGUAACACCAAAAAAUUGUCGGUUUUGCAGAGGCUUUCCCAGAGUCUAUUUCCCGCCCGACGGAAGACCAUGCCCAAGCCGGCGGCCACCAUGCCACGAACCUUGUACGGUGAUCCACCGCCAAAGGAGGAGAUACGCCGAAAAGCGGAUGCCACGACGCCCACUGAGAUGCGUCGAGUGCUUCUAGAGAGUCGACAGAGCCAGAAUCAGGUACCAAAUGGUCGUCCAGUGCAGGUGCCAGUACCGCGGCGAAUAGGGGAUUUACAGAAUAGAAAUCCCACGGUAAUAAUGCAGAGAUCUGCUCCGGAACGUCAGAGUCUUAUCCCGCGACGAAUUUCUCCUGAGGCUCCACCUGCCAGUCGCUUUGGGCGCUCCAGCUCCAUGGAUCGCAGUCAGAUUCGGCUGCUGGACAGCCAGCAGCAGCAACAGUUCCUGCGCGGCUCUCAGCAGCGCAACACCUUCUCCGGCAUUAGUGGACGCCACCGUCAUGUGAUGAUACUGGACGGUACGCCCAUUGUCCCAAUGCAGCAAGUGCAGCAGGUACAGCAGGCACAGCAGGUUCAAGUCCAACCGCCGCGCUGUCAGAGUGUGCUGGACAACAUGGUGUCCAGUCCGGGACUACGACGUGGCUACGAGAGCGAGAGCGAAGUGACGCCGGUGGUGAUGCGACGCAGGGAUCAGGGACAGAGUCAGACACCAUCACGUCGCAUUGGAGGACUGCUGACGCGCGAGGAGAUCCUCGACAAGGUCAAGGAGUUCUGCCGCAAGAGCAUCAGUCGAACACCGUUGCCGGCGGCUAAGAUGCAAAUGCAACCCAUCUAUGAGCGUCACAUGACGCCGCCCAAUGCAGAUGUCUCGCCGGUUUCCUACGCUUCUGUGGACGAUCAGGGUGCCCGACCACAGGUUCCUCUGCGAGUGCAAAGCCUGCCCGUCCAGCAGGUACGCUAUCCAACGGCUGACAUGACUGGCCCAGCGGCUGGCUCACCCAUCUACGCCCAUGUCAGCAAACGUACCAGCAUGCUGUCCAACGAUUCGGAUCAGUAUCUGUCCAGCCAGCAGUUGGGUAUGCUCGGUCGGCCGGUGCUCCUCGACCAGUUCGUGCUGGUGGAGACGGGCGAGGGGCAGGUGCAGGCCGCCCAACUGGUGGACUAUCAUCAUCCCGGCAAUCUCUAUGUGUCCCAGGGUCAGGGCUAUAUGAUGCAAGACGGUCGGACCACGCCGCUCAUCCUAGACCGUUCCGCCCAGCAGGGUAGUCAGAUUUACUGGACGCCACAGCAUAGACUCCACCAGCAGCAACAACAACAGCAGCAGCAGCAACAACAUCGUCUGUUGACAAUGCCACGGGCUCCUCGAGGCUUUCAACCAGUGGCGCCUCAAAUCAACGUGCCGGCCACCAACUGGAACAAGCAGCAGCAGGCGGCGGUGAUGGGUGGAGGACAGCAGAAAUUUGUCACGAUGGUGCCUUCGCCAAGGAAUCACAUUCAUUCCUUGGCCAAGAAUGGUAAUGCCUCCGACUGGGAGCUUAGUUCGGAGGCGGGCGAGGUGCGGCGCAUUAUGGAGAAUCACUUGUAA